AUUGCCCCUUAAACCUAAAACCCUUUCCCCCAAAAUCAAGCCUCCCCUAAACCUUUCUUCCCCAUCGUUCCAAGAAAUUUGCAGACACUCCCAAGAUGAGCUUGGUUGCCGGCUCGUACGAGCGCUUCAUUUGGGGCUACAAGCUGAAAUCCCGAAAAGUCCCCUCAUACCUCUCCCUGACCCCUCUCUUCUCCUUCCCCUCCCACCUCUCCACCAUCAAAGCCGUCGCCGUCUCGGGGUCCGCCGCCGUCUCCGGCGGAAACGACGACACCAUUAAAAUCUACGAUCUAUCUUCCUCCACCGAGAUCGGGUCCCUCCAGCACUCCUCCUCCGUCACCUCCCUCUCCUUCUACUCGCCGCCCUCCCUCUCCUCCUUCCCCCGCAACUUGCUCGCCGGAGACGCCGAGGGCUCGCUCUCCAUCUACGAUGCGGACCCCUUCGUGCACCUCAAGACCGUAAAGAUUCACAAGAAGUCAGUAAAUUCUUUGUCCGUCCACCCGUCGGGGAAGCUGGCGCUGAGCGUCGGCCACGACGAGUGCCUGGCGAUGGUGAAUUUGGUGAGGGGAAGGCGCAGUUUUUACUGCAAGCUGAGCAAGGAGGCUUCGAUUGUUCAAUUUGAUGAGACGGGCGCAAAGUUUUUCAUGGUGUUGGAUGAAAAAGUUGGUGUUCAUGAAGCUGAGGACGCCCGGUUAAUUUUCGAGCUGGACAAUAAGAAGAGAGUACUCUGUGCUGCUCAUGGCAGGAAUGGGAUUCUGUUCACAGGUGGAGAAGACAGAAACAUUACAGCAUGGGACACGACAAGUGGGAAAGUGGCUUACGGUAUCGAGGAUGCUCAUGGGGCCCGCAUCAAAGGCAUUGUGGUGUUGUCGAAAAACAGUGAAGAAAACGAAGAUCCUUUCAUGGUGGCAUCUGCAUCUUCUGAUGGGGUAAUUCGCAUUUGGGAUAUGAGGAUGGCUUCUAAGGAGAAACCAAAGCCAUUAACUGAGGCCAAUACCAAAUCUAGGCUGACUUGCCUUGCUGGGUCGUCUGUCAAAUGUAGGUGUGUAUAUUCUUCCUUAUUUUUCCUCGAUUUUUUGAAGGGUGUGGGGAUUUUUCCAUAUUGCUGACUCAAUUUUGGGAGAUUAUUUGAUUGGAUUUUACGUUUUCUUUGAGAUUGCAACGAUGUAAUUGUUGUAUCUUUUGGAUUUUCUGAAAAGUAAUGAUGUUUGUGAUUUGUUAAUAAUAAUUUCGUGAGCAAGAGAUAUAGUGAAUCUUCGAUUUCGUGCUUAGUUAGUGAGCCCAAUUUGUGGGAGGCCUUAAGCCAAACUUUAACUUAAUGUGUCCCCUUGCGUUUCAGUUUAGUUCCUCAAUUGGUUUAUGUUUAAGACUAUGUUUGGUAAACCU
Molecule: messenger RNA, 1383 nt
Organism: Striga asiatica
Lineage: Eukaryota; Viridiplantae; Streptophyta; Magnoliopsida; Lamiales; Orobanchaceae
Source: the annotation of a GenBank genome assembly